Messenger RNA from Leishmania braziliensis MHOM/BR/75/M2904, 2634 nucleotides. RefSeq lists its product as hypothetical. The coding region runs from base 1 to 2634 and encodes 877 amino acids. The transcript has a single exon. Lineage: Eukaryota; Euglenozoa; Kinetoplastea; Trypanosomatida; Trypanosomatidae. The record is from RefSeq and is a predicted model, not a curated record.
AUGACACCCAAGGGGCGGGCCUUGAGCGCCUGCGCCGCGGUUGCAGGGAACCCCGGAGACGACAGCGCCUUCCUCAGCAUUUCGCGCACACCCGGACACAACGUCACUCAUCACCCAGCGCUUAGCAGUGGCAGCAGCGGUUGCAGGCCGACGCAGCAGCGCCAACGCGGCUUGACCGCACCGCACAGCACCGAUACCUCGGCUGCAGCAGCGACCCCAAAUCAAGCUCGCCAGCGGCCGUCUCGCGUGGCGAGAGCAGCCCUCCUUGCCUCUCCGCUGUACGCGACUUCGGGUGGUGUGGGUACCGCAACCAGCAUACGGACAAGCGACGUGCAGCCCGAUAACGGGAGCGUCUCUCCACUACCAUUGCAGUCAUCUCUACUGUGCACACCCAACAGAGAUUCUCGGUCAGCCGCCGCUGCGGCGACGGUGGCAACUGGCACCCGCGCCCCCCUCGACACGUCGACUUGUCUGGAGGAGAUACCACUCUUCCUCAACUCGUUUGAGUCUGGCUCUGAGUCGCCGACGAGGGAUGCGGUGGCAGUUGGAGGGUGCAGUGCGACACAGACGACGCCAUACCGCACGUACGACCUGCAGAGGGCGGUGGAGGAGAUGCUUCGAAACUGUCUUGACAGCUUCACCCCUGCCAAAGGGUCUGACAGGAAUGAGGCCACGCCAUACGGAUCACGACGAGGAGCGGCGCAGUGGCGGCAGGCAGCACCAUUCAACGCGUAUGCAGGGCUCGAAUCGCUUUUCUCACCGUCUACCGUAGGCGCGGGAAGGCGAGACGGUUCGAGCAUCUGGGCACCUGCGAUGCCGGAGUGCACGCCGGAUCGGCUGACAGUGCUGCAGGGAGCAUUCGCAGAGAGCGACGGUGAGGAGGUGUUGACGACGCCGCGGAGCGACCGUGCAUCGUGUGGGAUACCAUCCGCGGGCGUGCGUCGAGAUCCGAUGGUGUACUUCUCCACUGCUGCGGUGGCGGUUGUCGACAGCAGCGAGAGUCCGCGCGGGGUAAAACACGAUAACGAGGUCGGUGUGGAGUCUAUCGGCAACUUGAGCAGCGGCUGCGGUGGUUGCGGAGCUGCUGCAGAGUCCAUGUCCCAACAUUCGAGCAGCGCGCGCAGCGGUUUCGAGUAUAACUGCCAUGAUGGCAGUUCCAGUGGACCCGACGUGCUCACCAUGCUUGCCGCCGCCGUCCAGCAGCAGCAUCCUGAGCACCACCAUCGCAACACUGAAACGCGUCCCCCGAGUGCACGCAGCACAAUGGGGAGCAUGGAGCUGGGCUCCCGUGCCAUCUUGGAGCGCGAUGUCACCGGUACCAGGCAACAGCAGUCCAUGAAGCCGCCGCCCUCGUACGACAUCACUGCGCACCACCAUAAGCCGUUGCACCACGACAGUUACGCCCAUCCUGGCUACUCCUCAGCGUCGUCGUGCACUGCCACCAGAUACGCAUUGCCUCCCCCUCGACCCAGUCAUCGCCUUCCCCACGUCAAGGCCGCUGCAGGGUCACUCAUCGCUGUUGGUGGUCGUCGCGUUCCAGUAGACAAAUUGCACUUGCUUUCCAUCGGCGACGAGCCCCCAGUCGGCCAGGCAGCCGCGGAGGCGUCUUUGCGCGGUGGUCCCAAGUCACGGUCGCAGCAGCCUUCUUCUCCGCUGCGUCAUGUCGAAGGGCCAUCGAUGCGGCGGGUGCCAAAGGCGAGUCUGGUGACUGUGACUCUCGCCGGCACCGCAGGUCAGGAGGAGACAGCGGUGCCGGUGGCACCGGGCCGUCACGCUUCUGCACCGGCUAACCGACAUGACGCCCCAUUCCCGGAAUCCUCCGCCUCCUCAAACGUCUCGGAGGCGGCACCGGCACGAGUUUCGGUCACCGGCCCAUCUGCCCGUCGCGUUCCUCCUGCCAUGGCGACACAGAGGCGCUGCAGUAGCGGCGGUGCCGCCGCUGGCGUUGCGUCCUUGAACUCAGCGUUGGACGGAGAAGGCGUGCGGAAGAGUAGUGAGCUGGACGUUGUGGCGGUGUUGCAGUUUCCCAAGGGGCAGACGAUGCGCUUCUUGACGAAUUUGUCUCCUACUGCGCUGGAGACGGCAAAGAGCGUCGUCACCCGCGAUCGUGCCAGGUCGAAGCGAUUUACUGCCGGCACUGCAACCUCCGUGUUGGCGUCCAAGACGCUGCUGAGGAGCGUUGAAGUGGGCAAGACGUACCUUGCGCACGUGUACACCCAGGGGAGUCCGCACAAAGGUGUAUCCUAUGAGGAUGUUGGUGUGUGCGUGCAACUAAUCACCUCCACUUCGCCGCUCUACACUGCGCAGCUUGGCUGUGUGGAUGGGAUACUGCUUCGCAAGGUGGAUGUUUUCAUGCACGAUGAAGACCGCCGGCAGCACGAGCGCGUGCUGCAGCAGCAGACAACUGCGUACAUCGAGUGCGAGCGUCAGUUCAAGUUUUCCAAUCUGCCCUUUCAGCUUGAGUCCAUCUACUUCACCUUCGACGGAAGCGUGUGCAUCAUCUUUUAUCGUGUUGUCGGCGUGGCCAACUGGCCGUCGUCGACGUGCGCGUUGUACUGCCACCCGAACACGUCGCGUGUGAUACGUGAGCUUCAGUUUCACCUGAACUGUCGCGUGUUUCUCAAACAGUGCUAA